Molecule: messenger RNA, 2482 nt
Organism: Nicotiana attenuata
Lineage: Eukaryota; Viridiplantae; Streptophyta; Magnoliopsida; Solanales; Solanaceae
Product: regulator of nonsense transcripts UPF3-like
Exons: 13
Coding region: 302-1828 (508 amino acids)
Biological process (GO): positive regulation of translation; nuclear-transcribed mRNA catabolic process, nonsense-mediated decay
Cellular component (GO): cytoplasm; nucleolus
Molecular function (GO): mRNA binding
Source: RefSeq, a predicted model, not a curated record
UCUGUAAAAGUAUAUAUAAAUACAGUGACUCCUUCCCGGAAUCCUCUUUCGUCACUCUGUUAACAUCAUUCUCUCUUUUUGUUUCUUUUUUCUCUCUCUAAAUUCCUCCAACAUUAGACUUUCUCUUUCUAGUUUUCUCAUGCAUGGACAUUCAUCGCGGAAUUGGAAAAAUUAGGGCACGAAAAUUUCGUCGAUCGAUGUUGUUGAAGCUGUAAGGGAAGAUGUGAUUUCUGAUAUAUUUUUCCGGUAAAUUUGGUGUAAAGUUUCUACGAAAAGAUCAAAGGAAAAAAGUGUUAUUCGCAUGAAAGGACCGUUAGAUCGAACAAAAGUAGUGCUGCGGCACUUGCCGCCAACAAUUUCUCAGUCUAUGCUUGUUGAGCAAGUUGUUUCCCGAUUCACUGGUCGCUACAACUGGUUCUCUUUUCGUCCUGGCAAGUCCAGCCAGAAGCAUCAAACCUAUUCAAGAGCCUAUGUUGACUUUAAGAGGCCAGAAGAUGUUAUCGAGUUUGCCGAGUUCUUUGAUGGACACGUUUUUGUAAAUGAGAAAGGCACUCAGUUCAAAACUGUUGUUGAGUAUGCUCCUUCACAGCGUGCUCCAAAACGCUGGUCCAAGAAGGAUGGCCGCGAAGGAACCAUCUUGAAAGAUCCUGAAUAUCUGGAGUUCCUUGAAUUUAUUGCAAAGCCUAUCGAGUAUCUUCCGAGUGCAGAAAUACAAUUGGAAAGAAAGGAAGCUGAACGAGCUGGUUCUGCAAAGGAUGCUCCUAUAGUUACUCCUUUGAUGGACUACAUACGUCAGAAAAGAGCUGCCAAGAGUGGAGCUCGGAAAUCUCUAUCUAAUGGGAGACCGACCAGAAGAGCGGACGGCACAUCCUCAGGAAGUCCUAGCUCAAGUGCGUCUAAACAAGGCUCUGAAAAGAGAAGGGUUUCUACAACCAUGUAUGUUCUUCGAGAUAGUUCUAAGGCUGGGAGUGGCAAAGACAGAAGACAUAUUUUAGUUCCAAAACGUGAUGGUCAGCAGCAGGCUGAGAAGUCUGGUACCUCUGCUCCUGGAUCUGGGGCUGAUGCAGUUGAAGAGGAAACUGGUGGAGCUGCUGAUGUUGGGAAGAAGAAAAUCCUGCUCUUGAAGGGAAAGGAAAAAGAAAUUCCUAACGUUUCUAGUGGCUCAUUGAUUCAGGGCAAUGUGGCACCUAUUGUAAAGAAUACAAUAACAUCAGCUGCUCCGCAACAGAACCAGCGCCGAGAGGCAAGUGGAAAGAUCAUUAGAAGUAUUCUUCUCAAGGAUGCUCAUCAAAAUCAGGCUCCUUCUGCAUCCCAACAAGAACAGCACAGCCAGGAUAAGGACAAAAAGCCUCCUAGGCCACCAAGCGUGCAGUUGUUUCAGAAAGAAAUUAACGGAGUUAAUGAGGAUAAGGUUGUUGGAACUGAUUUGCAUGUUGUCCACACUGAAAAGCAGGAAAGACGCUCUAGGAUUAGGGAUAGGCCUGAUCGUGGUGUUUGGACUCCUCUUCGUCGUUCCGAUAGGUUGCAUGCUAGUGAUGAAUCCUUGUCUUCAUCUACCUCUCAAUCUUCUGAAGUGCUGGAUUCUCUUGAAGGAAGUCGGGGUGAAACCAAAAAUGAUCUGCCAAAUGUUCGUGGUGGGGAGUUCAGACCCAUGGGAAGCGGACGUAAUUCUCAUUCUUCUUUUGACAAUGGUACUUAUAAACGUCGUGGUAUGAGGGAUGAUGGCAUUUCAGUAGGGGAAGGAAAACCCUUAAGAAGGGGAGGUCCUUCUAACUAUGGUACCCAUGAGAAACAAGUGUGGGUCCAAAAGUCAAGUUCUGGUACUUAAGUUUUGUCAUUAAUGCAAAAAGCUUGGUUUUGCCAUAUCAGGUAUUCAUGGCUAGUGGCUGGAGCUCUCUUUACUAGACACAUCAUGUAUGAGCAAGGUUCCUGGAGCAAAGAUAAGGAUUUGAAGGCCUUAAUGAAAUUGUUGACUCACCAAGGUGGUUUAGAAACUGGUAUAUACUGCUAAACUAGUCUUUGAUCUGACUGAAUUGAAGAUGGCUGGAAUAGGGGCAAGAGGAAAGAAAGUCGUAUCAGCGAUAUAUACACCACAAUUUUCAGCUGGUGCAUAUUUAGUCUCUUCAUCGGUGAUGUGGGUGUCCUUGUUACUGUGAUUGAUUCGGCUGAUUAUCAGAUAAUAUAGUUCUAUAGAUGGAAGGUUUCUUUUGUUGAACUGUAAAUACAAACAUGGUCGUGCGCCCAUAAUCACACACAUAUGUUCAUAGCCCCAUAUUAGUUCUAGGCUUGACUGAUUGGAGAUUGUCAAAGAAGCAGCUUGGGGUUGCUGCAAUCGUGGUUGAAGCUUGUUAAAGUUGUCUAAGCAUGGCCUUAAGGGCAAAGGUUGAAGAACGUAGAUUCGUAGUCACUUGUUUUUGUGUAUGGAUGGGGUUGCUAGUCUAAAGGAUGUUUUGCCGAAAUGAAAAAAAGUGAUGUUCUAAAA